AUGGAAAAUAAGCAGGCGGACGUUUUGGCAAACUUGGCUGUGGCCUUGAUGGUUCUGGAUGAUGUAUCUCUUAGUAUAUCACUUUGUCGAAGAUGGGCCGAGGCUAUCGAUUUAGGGGAGGCUAAGAAAGAGAGUGUGGUGGACUUCAUCCGCACUCAUAUCAUCUAUCGGUACGAUAUCCCCUACCAAACCGUGACAGAUAAUGGGAGACAGUUCUCCAAUAGCUUGAUGGACAGAUUAUGUGAGAAAUUCAAAUUCAAGCAAUACAAGUCGUCCAUAGAUUGGCAAGAAAAGAUUGGUGAAGCGUUGUGGGCUUAUCGCACCACUCAUCAUACCCCUAUAGGAGUCACUUCAUACUCUCUCGUUUAUGGGGUAGAGGAUGUCCUUUCCUUGGAAAGAGAAAUUCCACCGCCAAGAAUGACGAUACAAGAAGAGUUGACUAUAGAAGACAAUGCUAAGUUGCGUCUCCAAGAAUUGGAAGCACUAGAUGAGAAAUGA
Benincasa hispida (wax gourd) is the source of this 498-nucleotide messenger RNA. RefSeq lists its product as uncharacterized. Gene Ontology annotation, molecular function: nucleic acid binding. The record is from RefSeq and is a predicted model, not a curated record. NCBI's taxonomy places the organism in Eukaryota, Viridiplantae, Streptophyta, Magnoliopsida, Cucurbitales, Cucurbitaceae.